UUUCCAUCCAAUAUAAAAUGGUUAUUGAUAGGUACUGACAAUCUUCAGCACCUUCUUUACACUACACGCUGACAGCUCAAAAGUCUCACUAUCGAAUUCGAUGCCUCUCCUCCCCCUUUAAGCAAAGCUCUCCAUAGAACAAAGCAACAGAAGGAAUCUAAUCCGUCUUGUUUUCUUUUUAUAUUUUAUUUUUUAACACAGGUUUUACUGAAAGAAGAUGAGAAAUGGGUGGCAGAUUUUCAAAACGUAAUAGGAGUUUAAGUAGGCGGAGAAGUGUUGCAAGUUCAGGGGAAGGAAGAACGGGGUCAUCUCAUCAUCAUCAUAAUCCUGUUACAGCUGCUAUAUCCAGACUACCAUCAAUGACUAGUACCAGUAAUGGACCAAAUAUAGGAGCAGGAGGAAAGUCUUCAGCCAAGAAGAAAUAUGCUUUCAUCCCUGAUAAUUACCAUACCCUUGAAGAGGUUACUGCAGCAUUGAGAACGGCAGGUCUAGAAUCAUCAAAUCUUAUCGUUGGAAUUGAUUUCACUAAAAGCAAUGAAUGGACAGGCAAAACCUCAUUCAACAACCGAAGCCUGCAUGCCAUUGGAGAUACACCUAAUCCAUAUGAGAAGGCAAUCUCUAUCAUUGGGAAGACUUUAUCCCCUUUCGAUGAAGACAACUUAAUUCCUUGUUUUGGUUUUGGUGACGCGACAACUCAUGAUCAGGAAGUGUUUAGUUUUCACAAUGAUCAUACACCUUGCCAUGGUUUUGAAGAAGUUUUGUCCUGCUACAAAAAAAUAGUUCCUAACUUGCGACUUGCAGGGCCAACUUCUUAUGCUCCGGUAGUUGAGGCUGCAAUUGACAUUGUAGAGAAAAGUGGUGGACAGUACCAUGUACUGGUUCUCAUUGCUGAUGGCCAGGUUACAAGAAGCGUCAAUACAAGUGAGAAAGAACUAAGUCCACAAGAAGAGCAAACAAUCAAAUCAAUUGUCAAUGCGAGUUCAUAUCCACUCUCAAUUGUUCUUGUCGGAGUUGGUGAUGGACCCUGGGAAGACAUGAAGAACUUUGAUGACAAGAUCCCUGCACGUGAAUUUGAUAAUUUUCAGUUUGUUAACUUCACUGCAAUUAUGUCUAAAAAUGUAUCGCCCUCAGAGAAAGAAACAGCUUUUGCUCUAGCUGCCCUAAUGGAGAUCCCCAUCCAGUACCAAGCAGCAAGGGAACUUGGCAUACUUGGACGUGCGACAGGAAGAGCAAAGAAAAUUGUUCCACGCCCUCCUCCAGUUCCGUACAGUCGUCCUCAAAUGCCAACUCCUCAGCCAAGCAGCCUUCCAUCAACGGAGGCAGAUGAACGAAACCAGGCGGUUUGCCCUAUUUGUUUAACGAAUGCAAAGGACUUGGCCUUUGGCUGUGGGCACCUGACUUGUCAGGACUGUGGAGCUAGAUUGAGUAACUGUCCAAUAUGUCGUCAACCGAUCAGAAACCGUCUCAGGGUGUUCACGGGGUGAUGGAGAAGAAAGAUUGUCUAACUGUCUGAUAUGCCGUCAACCGAUAAAAAAUCAUCUCCCCCAUCCAAACAAAAAUCAAGUGUACAUUAGACUGCACAUAUCUAGGCGUUCUAUCAAGAAAAACUAUUCAAUAUUUUGGAAGUAGUGUUUCUGUCUUCUGACAUAAUUUCAUUAUAUGUUAAUUAGUAAAAUCCACUAUUAUGUGAGAGGAGAGAGCAUUAUUUCAUGAGUAUUGAAUAAUUUCCCAUGUCAGAGCUUGUUUGGAUUUGGAUUUGGAUUUGGGACCCUAGAUCCUAUCUGUAAAGUUUCUGUUUCAUACCUUGAUGUGUGGCAGUAUCCAUUUGUAAUGUUAAGUUGUUAACUAUGAUAUUUCAUGUUCCUCUUUAUCGUUUCCAA
This is a messenger RNA of Quercus lobata, 1880 nucleotides long. Its product is annotated as E3 ubiquitin-protein ligase RGLG4-like. Gene Ontology annotation, cellular component: nucleus. Gene Ontology annotation, biological process: protein ubiquitination. Gene Ontology annotation, molecular function: ubiquitin-protein transferase activity. The transcript is spliced from 12 exons. The record is from RefSeq and is a predicted model, not a curated record. Bases 225 to 1484 code for a protein of 419 amino acids. Lineage: Eukaryota; Viridiplantae; Streptophyta; Magnoliopsida; Fagales; Fagaceae.